UCUCCGAGCUCGACUUACAAAAGUGAUGUGGCCCACGAUUGGUUCCUCGGGAUUCUGAGAGAGUGAACCGUCUGCAUCUAUACCAUAUCUUUGAUGCCAAACGUACCAUCACAGGGCCUGACUAUUUUAGGAUCGCGGUCCACAGUCAGCCUGCGUCCCUCACGGAUUUACAGAACAGCUAUAUCACUCCUGUUAGUACCACACUAAGCGCUUUCAAACUGAAGACAUGGUUUAGAGACGUUUAGCUGCAGCUGUUGUUCAUAAAUAUGUUGUUCAGAUUCGGUGUCAUUCUGACUCCGGAGUCCUCGGACGUGGAGGUUUUAGUUCUGGGUUCGCGUGAGGAAAUGGGUCACUGGGACCCGAACAGGGCGGUUCGGAUGAAGGCUUCGCAGAAGCUGCCGUCACCAGAUGAACCGUGUCUGUGGACCGGAGAAGUGGAGCUGGCCGAGCCGUUCAAAGACUCUCUGUGGUUCAAGUUUAUCAGAAAGGCCCGGGACACCAUUAUCUGGGAAGGUAGCGGACCAAGUCAUGACAGGCAUUGUUUAUAUGAUGAGAAAAAUGUGGUGAAUGGAGUGUACUGCCACCCGAUUGGUCACUGGAUAGAGGAAACAGGACACACUGAUGAGAUGAGGCACACCACCAAUUUCUACUUUAAGGUUGCAGGUCAGAAGGCCAUACAUUUCUCCAGAGUUCUGCCACGUGUCUGGUUGGGAAGCUGCCCUCGACAGGUGGAGCACGUGACCAUAAAGAUGAAGCACGAACUGGGCAUCACUGCUGUGAUGAACUUUCAGACGGAGUGGGACGUAGUGAACAACUCCAGUGGAUGCAGACGUAACCACGAGGAAGCCAUGAGCCCUGAUGCCUUGAUGCAUUUGUACAAAGACUGUGGCAUUGUGUAUGUGUGGCUACCAACACCUGACAUGAGCACAGAGGGCCGGAUCAGGAUGCUUCCCCAGGCUGUAUUCCUGCUCCAUGGACUCCUGGAAAAUGGCCACACCAUCUACGUUCACUGCAAUGCCGGAGUCGGCAGGUCCACGGCGGCUGUAUGCGGCCUUCUCAUCUACAUCCUCGGCUGGAGCCUCAGGAGGGUGCAGUACUUUGUCACCUCAAGGAGGCCAGCAGUCUACAUAGACGAAGAAGCUUUAGUCCAGGCUCAGCAGGACUUCAUCCAGAAGUUUGGUCAGCUGCGAUCAUCCAUCUCUUACCCAGAAACAUGACAGCAUGUUAGCGUCCUUAUCAGAAUGGACAAUAGACCAGGCAUCAUUCCUAUAAAAUGAUCUAGAAGGUGAAAAUAAGACAAGGUAAAUGUAGAAACUGCUCUACCAAAAUCUAAUGAAUGCAAAUGACCCACUUCAGUUGAGUGACUUUCAGGAUGUGGUUGAUUUCUGAGUCUUUAGAGAGAGUCCUGCAGGCUGCCAGAAGGGAUGUUAUAAGCAAUUAAUCUUACUGUGUUAGCUUUUACCUUUUGAAGGCUUGCCCCACACACAACUACAAAGUAUGGAUCCUGUUUGUAAUUUUCAGCAUAUGCAUCAGGGGGUGGCUUGGAAAGAACUUUACGUUAGGCCCUUUUGCUUGCAAUCAAUAAACAGUCGACAUUUGGAAAAGGCGUUAAACUGAAAUGAAUAAAAGCAACAUGUAGAAAGUCAAAUUACAAAAUAUAGUAAAGAGUUGGCCUUAAUCCAUGUAGGAAGCCAAAAAAACACACAUUCUAUUCUCUCUUCCUUGCCAACAUUUCCUCUAACAUAUUUUGUUCGUCUGUAGAUAAUUGUGUGCAUUAAUUGCUGUGUAUUAUUCUAGCUAAUCUGCCUUUCAAUUUCAUAAGAAAGAAAAAGUUGCUUUCUUUGUUUUGCAGAAGAAGAUUGUAGAGCCGUAUGGCGGUGCUACUCCUUGCUACUCCUUGCCAGAGACACAUCUAUCCUCAAAUCCAAUAAAUCAAGAAGGAC
Xiphophorus maculatus (southern platyfish) is the source of this 1943-nucleotide messenger RNA. RefSeq names its product EPM2A, laforin glucan phosphatase (gene epm2a). The record is from RefSeq and is a predicted model, not a curated record. Gene Ontology annotation, biological process: protein dephosphorylation. Lineage: Eukaryota; Metazoa; Chordata; Actinopteri; Cyprinodontiformes; Poeciliidae. Gene Ontology annotation, molecular function: carbohydrate phosphatase activity; protein tyrosine/serine/threonine phosphatase activity; starch binding. The coding region runs from base 267 to 1217 and encodes 316 amino acids. The transcript is spliced from 4 exons. Gene Ontology annotation, cellular component: cytoplasm; nucleus.